AUGGCGUUGACAAACUUGAUUAUAACAGUAGCUGGUGUAAGUGCUGUGAUUCUUUUACUAAGGAGCGAUGUCAAGCAAUCUGCGUCUAUCUUUAGACGCAACGUCAAGCAUAUCCGCAACUGGCUCGAAGAAGAAUCCGCCGCUGCUUCCAAGAUUGAGGUAAAUAACUUAGUUUGGGAUAGUAAUUCAGCUGGUGCUUAUGGAUUUGAAGCAGAUUCUAAUGAACAAGUUGCAUAUACUGAGAAUGGGUUGUUGAUGCAUUUUAUUUCAGGGCCACAAAAGAGGCAACGCCAAAGGAACUGGAAUCAAAGGUCCCUCAAAAGGACAUUCCGAAGGAGGACAAGCACUAGUGUCUUAUAUCCAGGAUAUGCUGUUGUUAAAGAGAGUUCAUAA
Dovyalis caffra is the source of this 393-nucleotide messenger RNA. NCBI's taxonomy places the organism in Eukaryota, Viridiplantae, Streptophyta, Magnoliopsida, Malpighiales, Salicaceae. The record is from the annotation of a GenBank genome assembly.